Molecule: messenger RNA, 4863 nt
Organism: Talaromyces amestolkiae
Lineage: Eukaryota; Fungi; Ascomycota; Eurotiomycetes; Eurotiales; Trichocomaceae
Exons: 3
Coding region: 1-4863 (1620 amino acids)
Biological process (GO): nucleoside metabolic process; negative regulation of transcription by RNA polymerase II
Cellular component (GO): transcription repressor complex; nucleus
Molecular function (GO): catalytic activity; protein binding
Source: RefSeq, a predicted model, not a curated record
AUGAUCUCGCAACGAAAUGCCACCUCCCUGGACCCCACAUCGAACAACUAUGGGAUUCCUUCGACCAGAACCAACGAGAGAAAGCUAUCAAUACUUGGAUGGAGUCCCCGUUCCACGAUGUCUAAUCCGGAUGACUAUACUGUGGGUUGGAUUUGUGCCAUAACCACCGAAUACAUCGCUGCCCAAGCUUUUCUCGACGAAAAACAUGAUGGCCCAGCUUAUCUGCCGCCUCACAACAAAAACGACUACACCUUGGGCAGGAUUGGGAAGCAUAAUGUGGUCAUCUCUGUUCUGCCCAUGGGGGAAUAUGGCGUCUCAUCUGCAGCUUGUGUCGCAGAGGAUAUGAUGCAUACCUUUCCCAAUGUUCGCCUCGGCCUGAUGGUUGGCAUCGGGGGUGGUGUGCCCAGUCCAAAACACGAUAUCCGCCUGGGAGAUAUUGUUGUCAGUAUUCCCCACAACGGCCUAGGCGGUGUUAUUCAGUAUGAUUUUGGCAAGACUGUACAAGGCCAAAGCUUCCAGCUCACAGGGUUUCUCAACCAGCCACCUACUGUCCUACGUGCAGCAGUAAGCGGACUCAAUGCUCAAUAUGAGACUGAAGGCCACGAACUCGAUGAUGCGGUCAACAAAAUCUUCGAGACGAAACCACGGUUGCGAAAAAGAUACAAGCGCCCAGAUUCUACGACCGAUCGGCUAUACCAAAGUCACGUUGUUCAUCCCCGAAACGGUGACGUUCCUUGCACUACGAGUUGCGGAAAUGAUCUAUCUAGCCUAGUUCCACGUUUUCCACGCACCGACGACGAUGACAACCCCGCAAUUCAUUACGGGCUGAUAGCGUCGGCUAAUCAACUCAUGAAAGAUGCCUUGAUUCGAGACAAAUUGGCAGCGGAAAAGGAUGUUCUGUGCUUUGAAAUGGAAGCGGCCGGGCUUAUGAACCGCUUUCCUUGCCUCGUGAUCCGUGGCAUCUGCGAUUACUCCGAUUCCCACAAGAACAAAGAAUGGCAAGGCUAUGCGGCAAUGGUCGCAGCAGCGUAUGCCAAGGAUCUUCUAUGUCGAAUUAUACCUCAACAGGUGGAGACUGAAGGGAGGAUUUUAGAAAACCUGAGGCCACGUAUAGAAUACGUGGCUGAGACCACAGGCCGUAUCGACCGGAACUUGGGUCUUGACAAGCUCCCGAAUGCGCGGGAUGCCGAGUUGGACUCAUUUAUGGAUCAACAUGAAGAUGAAUGCCUUCCAGGCACUAGAACCGAGCUUCUUGCCCAGAUCUCUGAAUGGGCUAUUUCCCCACAGGGAAAAUUCAUAUUCUGGCUCAAUGGUAUGGCUGGAACGGGGAAAUCAACAAUCUCUCGAACUGUAGGAAAAUCCUUCAAACAAUCCAAGCUCCUAGGUGCGAGUUUCUUCUUUAAGAGGGGAGAAGGGGACCGGGGAAAUGCCACGAAGCUUUUUACUACUCUUGCAAGACAGCUCGUGAUUACCAUCCCCCAGCUCCUCUUAGGUGUUCAGAAAGCCGUCAGUGAUGACCCUAGUCUUGCAGCAAAGUCGCUAAAGGAUCAGUUUGACAAUCUAAUUCUCCAACCGCUGCUCGGCUUGGAACAGCCUUCUGAACAUAUCCCGACCGCAGUGAUAGUGAUUGAUGCGUUAGAUGAAUGUGAAGUGGACAAUGACAUACGUGUCAUACUGCAACUACUACCCCGGCUACGGGAGGUGAGUGCUGUGAAUAUCCGCAUUUUCUUGACAAGCAGGCCUGAAUUCCCAAUCCGACUGGGAUUUUUAGAAGUCAGAGAUCAUGACUAUUGGAAUCUUGUACUACAUGAGAUUCCCGAGGCAGUCACAACCCACGAUAUAUCUUUGUUCUUAAAAAGCCGGCUUUCAAAGAUCAGAAAAGAACGUUUACUACCUGUUAAUUGGCCUGGAGACACGAACACACAAGCUCUUGUGACACUUUCUGUUCCAUUAUUCAUCUUUGCUGCGACUGCGUGCCGUCUUUUUGAAGAUCCCCAGUGGGACCCCAUGGAUACUAUCACCGAAAUUCUCACCAAUCGAAGUGAGGGAUCUCAACUGAAUGCAACGUAUCUUCCCGUGCUUAAUCGAAUUCUCAACAAUCAGAACGGGAAACGGAAAAUGCAGCUGCUUCAAGAGUUUCAGGAGAUAGUGGGUACAAUUGUAAUGCUUGAAAGCCCGCUCUCAGUCACUUCACUCUCGAAACUUAUUGGUGUCUCUGAGAGACUGAUUGAUUUGAGACUGAACUCAUUACACUCGGUGAUUCGUAUACCCAAAGAUAAGAACAUGCCGGUUCGGCCUUUCCAUCUAUCAUUUCGAGACUUCCUUCUUGAUCCAGAAACACGCGAGAAGACUCCACUAUGGGUGGACGAGAAAGAAGUACAUCAAAGAUUGACUUCACAAUGUAUCUCGCUGUGCGACGGCUUAAGACGGAAUAUUUGUGGACUGCCUAGUGAGGGAACUAGGCGCGAGGAGAUCAGUAUCCAGACUCUUAAUCAUUACCUCCCACCAGAGCUACAAUACUCUUGUCGUUUUUGGGUGCAGCAUCUAAUGCAAAGCAAGGACCCGCAGGCGUUGAUGCAUGACGUCUUCAUGUUUCUGCAAAAACAUUUCCUGCACUGGAUUGAAGCAAUGAACGUUCUGGGUCUUGGGUUUGAAGUUGGUGACAAAGGCGGCAAUAUUUCCGAAUUCCUCCAUGAUGCAAAGCGAUUUGUCCUCAAAAAUAGACAGAUCGCUGAUAUCGCCCCCCUCCAAAUAUAUUUCUCCGGGCUUGUCUUUACACCCAAAAUGACGAUCAUUCGGAGACAAUUUGAAGAAGAGAUCACCGAUCAGAUAUAUAUCCUGCCAGAGAUUGAGGAUGGCUGGAGUGCUGAAAUGCAGACCCUCGAGGGUCAUUCGGAUUCGGUUCGGUCCGUGGCAUUCUCUCCAAACGGGCUACUGCUGGCCUCUGCCUCUGAUGAUAAAACCGUCCUGAUUUGGGAUAUUAGCGCGGGUUCCCUAGAGCAGAUUCUUAACGGCCAUUCAAGUCUGGUUCAGUGCGUAGCAUUCUCUCCUGAUAGCCAACUGCUGGCCUCCGCUUCUAGUGAUAGGACAGUCCGGCUGUGGGAUAUUACCACGGGCACCCUACGGCAGACUCUUAAGGGUCAUUCUAGUCGAGUCCGAUCGGUGGCUUUCUACCCUGAUGGCACACUGUUAGCCUCCGCCUCCGAUGAUCAGAUCAUCCGAUUUUGGGAUACUGCGACAGGUACUAUAGAACAGACGCUCGAGGGCCACUCAGGUGGGGUUCGGUGUGUGGAAUUCUCUCCUGACGGUCGACUGUUAGCCUCUGCCUCUGAUGACAAGACGGUCCGACUCUGGGAUACUACUAUGGGCACCCUACAGCAGACUCUUAAAGGUCAUUCUGAUAAGGUUCGAUCUGUGACAUUCUCUCCUAACGGCACACUACUAGCCUCCGCAUCUGAUGAUAAGACAAUCCAGCUCUGGGAUCUAACCACAGGUACCCUACGGCAGACUCUCAAUGGUCAUUCUGAGCAGGUUCGAUCUGUGACAUUCUCUCCUAAUAGUCAACUACUUGCCUCUGGCUCCAUCGAUAAGACAGUCCGGUUCUGGGAUACUACCACAGGCACUCUAAAGCAGACUCUUGAGGGAUAUUUAGGUUGGGUUAGGUCUGUAGUAUACUCCCCUGGCGGUGGACUCCUAGCAUGCGGCUCUGGUAAUACAGUUCAACUCUGGGAUACUGCCACAUGCGCUCUGCAGCAGACUCCAGAAGGCCAUUCAGGUUGGGUUCUGUCCGUUACAUUCUCUCCUGACAGUCGACUCCUGGCCUCCAGCUCUAAUGAUCAUACGAUCCGACUCUGGGAUACUGCCACAGGUACCCUGCAGCAGACUCUCAAGGACCACUCAAGUUUGGGUUGGGUUCUGUCCGUGACAUUUUCUCCUGACAGUCGACUACUAGCGUCCGGCUCUUGGGAUGACACAGUCCGGCUCUGGGAUACUGCUACUGGAGCUCUACAGCGAAUUCUUAAGGGCCAUUCAAGUUUAGUUUUGUGCGUGAUAUUCUCUCCUGACGGCCAACUACUAGCCUCCGCGUCUGAGGAUCAGACGGUCAGACUCUGGCAUGCUGCCACGGGCUCCUUAGUACAGACUCUCGAGGGCCAUUCAGGUUGGGUUGGGUGCGUGGUAUUUUCUCCAGACGGUCGACUCCUGGCGUCCGCCUCUGGUGAAUGCCGCCUACGCUAUCCUGACGGCAGGCUGUACUAUCAAGGCCGUGUUGAUAUGACGAUCCGGCUUUGGGAUACUGUCACAGGGUCCUUAGCACAGACUCUCGAGGGCCAUUUAGGCCGAGUUCUCUCCGUGACAUUUUCUCCUGAUGGUAGACUGCUAGCGUCCGCUUCCGAUGACCAGACGAUCCGACUCUGGGAUACUGCCACGGGCUCUCAGAUGAAGACUCUCAAGAGCCAUUCAGAUUGGGUUGGCUGCGUGGCCUUUUCUCCUGAUAGUCGAAUCCUGGCGUCCGCUUCUAGUAAUAAGACGAUCCAGCUCUGGGAUACUGCCACAGGCGCCCUCCAGCAGAUCUUGGCUGUGGACGUAAUUGUCACUGCCCUAGGAUUUUCUGAAGAUGGUACAUAUCUGAAUACCGAUCUAGGAUCCUUUCAUAUCCAGUCCUGGUGUGACAACCAUACUUUCAAUUCGAUUCAGAAGAAUGUUGAGAUAUAUAUCCAAGACAGGCAGUGGGUAAUCUUCCAGGGCAAAAAAGUCCUGUGGCUCCCUCCUGAAUAUCGGCCUCGUUUCUCAGCAUUCAGAGAUAGCACUUUGGCUUUAGGACAUGCGUCGGGGCGGGUUUCAUUUAUAGGCUUUAGGGUAUAG